Molecule: messenger RNA, 1686 nt
Organism: Purpureocillium lilacinum
Lineage: Eukaryota; Fungi; Ascomycota; Sordariomycetes; Hypocreales; Ophiocordycipitaceae
Source: RefSeq, a predicted model, not a curated record
AUGCUUCCAAACUAUGCCGCCACCAACACGCUCCCUCUCGUUGUCCUCGCCCUUGCAUCCGGCGCCGUUGCCGAUGCUAACCCCAAAGCGGCAACCUGGCAUGACACGCCCAUCGGUCCCGAUGGUCCCUGGAACGCCGUUGAGGUCAAGCUCGGUACGUUGGGCCAAACCGUUGCGCUCUUCCCCGGCCGCAAUUAUCAGAGCUAUGUCAUCACCUCCGACUACUGCGCGUACAAUGCGUCCAUCAGCCACUGCGGGGCUGGGACGUACUCGAAAGACGAGGCCAUCCAGAAGAACCUCGCCGGGAUCCAGUACAAGCCAGACGCGCAGGACUUUCUUGCCGGCGCGGAGGUCAAGGGGAACAAGACUAGCAUGUUCAUUGACACGAUUGACCUGGGCUGCGAGGACUGUGUCAUUGCAAAUACGACGCUGAGCUUGCUGGAGUCGCAAAUGAUUGCGUACCCCGGCGGUGUCUGGUACCCCAUCUUUGCCGGCUGUCUGAGCGUUGGAGCAGAGGCCGUCAACCAGACUUAUACCCAAGAUGAUGCACCUGCCAUAAACGCCAGCGUCAUCCCGUGGUACCUGUCAAGACAUCGCAGCACGCCGUCCAGUUCCUUUGGCAUGCACGUUGGCUCAGCUGUCUCGAGCUCGGCCAUGACUGGCUCGUUGCUGUACGGCGGAUACGAUCGAAAUCGCGUGGUGGGAGACGUUCUCGGCAUGGACGGUGUCUUUACGGAUGCGAUCCUCCUCAAGGACGUUGGCAUUCGCGUCGUUAGAGGCGUUUCGCCAUUUGCCUUCGAAUCGAAAGACGGCCUCUUGGCUGGCGGCAAUAUCUCGCUCUCGUCGGGCGUUUCUGUCCGUAUGGAUGCUUGCAGUCCCUACUUGACACUCCCAAGGUCGACCUGCGAUAGCAUCGCCGCCAACCUCCCUGUCCACUACAACGCGUCCCUAGGGCUCUACAUUUGGAACACCGAGGACCCCAAGUACGACCAGAUUGUGCGCUCCGCAUCGGCUUUGACCUUUACCUUGAGCAGCGCCAACAAGGAGCUGACCGUCAAUGUCCCGUUCCAUCAUCUGAACCUGACGUUGGUCUCCCCGCUGUCCCAUAAACCGACCCCUUACUUUCCCUGCAGCACAGGGGGGACGGGCUCUUAUGUGCUUGGACGAGCCUUCUUCCAGGAUGUCUUCAUGGGUGCCAACUGGGAACGGAAGAGGUGGUGGUUGGCUCAGGCCCCGGGGCCGAAAUUCCAAGCCGGCUCCAACGUCGUCAGCAUCCUCAAGGGCGACACCAACAUUUACAGCGGCGGCAGCGAUUGGGCAUCAUCCUGGGACGGUGUUUGGACGGAAUUAAAAGCGCCGGGGCCCAACAACAGCACGGGUUCCAACGGCACAGUGUCCAACGGCCCGGGCGCUGCGCCUCCGAGCUCCGGGCUUUCAACGGGUGCGAAGGUCGGCAUCGGCGCUGGAGCCGGAGGCCAGAACGCGCAAAAUGGGCCAUAUCCCAAUGACGAUGUAAAGGUCGCGGGCAUGCUUCAACCCCACGCACCUGCGGAGGUCGUAGGCACUACAGCAAAGGGCCCUUGGGACGGCUUCGACUUCGAGUUGGCUGGCGAUGAGCGGCAUCCCGGUUCACGCACCAACAGAAAGCCUUCGCCGUACAGCGGCGAACUGCAAGAAUUACCAUAG